AUGACCGAUAAUCUUUCUAAAAGUUUGAAAUCAACCGAACAUGAAUUAUCAUGGGCUAAUCGGGGUUUAAAAGGAAACAAUGCAGAUGAUGUCAAAGAAUUAUGUGAUGAAAUUGAGAAAUGCCAACAAUUAGUCGCUUUACGUCUCGAAGGAAACACAAUCAAUGAAGAAGCAGCUACAGCGAUCGGCAAAGCAUUAGAAAAACAUAGUGAAAUCGAACGUCUCAUCUGGAAUGACUUAUUCACGACUCGAUUAAAAACUGAAGUACCGCCGUCGUUGAUUAAGUUAACUCAGGGUUUAAUUACAAAUGGUUGUCAUAUCGUUGAAAUCAAUUUAAGUGACAAUGCAUUUGGUCCAAUUGGAGUUGAAGGACUUAAAACAUUUCUUUCAUCAUCGGCGUGCUAUACAUUAGAAGAACUUCGUUUGAACAAUUGUGGUAUGGGUAUUGGCGGUGGAAAACUGCUAGCAGAAGCUUUGAUUGCUCUUCAUCAGAAUAGCGGAGGUAAACUUGCUUUGAAGCAGUUUGUUGCCGGCCGAAAUCGAUUGGAAAACGAAGGCGCACAAGCGUUGUCAAAAGCUUUCGAACUAAUAGGCACAUUGGAAGUCAUUCGUAUGCCACAAAAUGGCAUUCGUCCACCCGGCAUCGAAGCAUUGACAAGCGCAUUUGUCAGUAACCAGAAUUUACGCGUUAUUGAUUUAAAUGACAAUACAAUCACACUGGCUGCUCCUAAAUUAGCAUCAGCUAUUGAAAAAUUACCCAAAUUGGAAAUCAUUAAUCUAGAAUCGUCAUUGAUUCGUACACAAGGUGCAAAUGCCAUUGCUCGGGCGAUAUUUUCACACAAAAAUCUGAAGGAAUUGUAUCUCGGAUGUAAUGAAAUAAAUACCGAAGGUGCUAUGGAAAUAGCACAUGCUGUGAAGAAUAUGCCAUCGCUACGUUUUCUAGAUUUGAAUGGUAAUUGUCUUGGUCCGGACGGAAUCGAUGAAGUUCGUAAUGCGCUUGAAAACACGGACUUUGUGAAUCAAAUGGUUUUUGAUGAUGACGAAGGUAGUGACGAAGAAGGCGAAGGUGACGGUGAUGAGAACUAUGAGGAUGACGACGAGGAAAAUGAAGAAGAUUAUGAAGAUUACGAGGACGAAGAAGGUGAAGAGAACGACGAAGAAGAUGUGGAAUCUCCAUCAUUCUUUUUUGGCCAAAAUGCUAAUCAACCACCGGCAUGGAACAAUUUUCAAUUUGGUUCCAAUAAAACCACGCCCGCUCAACCAGAAUCUGUCAGUGGUCUAUCAAGUUUAUUGGCAAAUGUUAAUGUGUGUUCACCAUUCAGUUUCGGUUUACAAGCAACUACCGAACCAAAAUUGGCAUCAUUUACUAAUCUCGAUAAAGUCAAGGAACAUCUCAAAAAUGAUGAUCAAUCCACAGAACGUGCUGUGAAAUUACUUGACGAAGUUUGGAACGACAAUGCUAUUUCUCAAAACGAUGCUAGCUCCAUUGCCACAAAUACUUUGAAAGCAUUAACCUUCACACCGGAUAGCGAACGUAAUUUCAACGAACGUCUACUCGUUGCUUUGGGCUUUGUUAAAGAUGAACAAACAGGACGUCAACGUCGAACAACGAAUCAACGUGAUCGAACCUUCCGCACCUUGAUCGAUGUGAAUAAAUGCUUACCGAAAUCGACCAAAAAUCUCCUGUCUGUUUUCCUACAAAAUGCUCCGAAUGACAAAAAUUCAUCUCUGUCUCCCGAAAUCAAACAACAAUUAUUAUCAGCUUUGAAAGGAUAA
Adineta ricciae is the source of this 1776-nucleotide messenger RNA. NCBI's taxonomy places the organism in Eukaryota, Metazoa, Rotifera, Eurotatoria, Adinetida, Adinetidae. The record is from the annotation of a GenBank genome assembly.